Messenger RNA from Debaryomyces fabryi, 1317 nucleotides. RefSeq lists its product as uncharacterized. Gene Ontology annotation, biological process: translational initiation. The coding region runs from base 1 to 1317 and encodes 438 amino acids. The transcript has a single exon. The record is from RefSeq and is a predicted model, not a curated record. Gene Ontology annotation, cellular component: eukaryotic translation initiation factor 4F complex; cytoplasm. Gene Ontology annotation, molecular function: RNA 7-methylguanosine cap binding; translation initiation factor activity. Lineage: Eukaryota; Fungi; Ascomycota; Pichiomycetes; Serinales; Debaryomycetaceae.
AUGUCAGAAAACUUGAAGAGGGCCGAAUCAUUGUUUAAUAGAAUCAUGAACCAAAAUGGAAUGAGCGGUAGAACCGACAGUAAUAGUUCUUCUAGCAAGAAUAUUACGAACGUGAAUUAUAAUCAUAGUAAUAACUCCAGUCAUAAUAAUAGCAGUAGUCAUAAUGCCAGUGGCCAGAAUAAUCAUUCGCAAUCACAGAAUAAUCACCAUAGUCAUAGUCAUCAUAAAUCAUACAAAUAUAAUAAAGCAUCUAAUUAUAACAAUUUUAAUGGACAAUACAACCAGCCUGCCAACAUCGACUUGCCGAAAAGAGAUCCAUUGAAAUUAUCGCAGGAAACCGUCGAUGAUAUUCCAGAAAAUCAUCAUAUUUUGCCAUACUGUUGGACAAUAUGGCACCAUUCGAGAUCUAGGCCGAAGCAGAAGGAGCUAACAAACGUCAGCCCUGAGCCAACGACCGAGGAUGCUAAUAAUGACGACAGCGGACAACAGGCAGCAGCUGCUGUCGAUUCGUACUUACAAACAACGAACGAGAUCGAAUUUUCAACCAUCAACGGACAAAAAUCGUCAACCAAGCAUAUUGGAUCCUUAGAGCAAUUAUGGAUGAGUAUGUCUUCACUCAAAAAGACGUAUGAAUUAGCUAUUGGUACAGAGUUGUUGAUCUUUAAAAGCGGGAUCAAUCCUGUGUGGGAGGACCCUAUAAAUACCAAAGGUGGUAGAUGGGUGUUUAGGUUCAAUCGCCGCUCUAAUACUAGUAGUAAUUCGUCUAACAUAAAUGACAAUGAUACGGUCUUGAAAGUUAGGCAGAGAACAAGCUUGAUUUGGGAAAGAUUAUUAAUGAAGACUAUUACUGGAUCAAUUAUCCCAGAAGGUAAUUACUCGGAAGAGAUUCAAGAUUUACUCUUGAAUGAUAUCUGCGGGUUAGUUUUGAGUGUUAGAAAAGAUGAAGAUAUCAUCAGCAUUUGGAAUUGUAACUUGAACUUCAAUAAAAAGAGAGUCAACCCUGAAGAAAAAGAUGAAGAGAAGAAAGCUCAAAACAAGAAAUUGACAUCAUUUCAAGCCAGAAGAAUAAUCUGUGAUUCGAUUUUGAGAAUUAUCAGAGAAUGUGAUUUAAUUUCCCAAGGUUCUGACUGUAUUAGCACUUUAGAUUCGGGAUCGAACGAAAGAGUAUUUGGAGUUUCUUUUGAAUACAGACUCCAUUCGGAUAACAACAACCCUUCUAUUAUAAACAACGGUGGUGAAGGGAAGUAUAACCGUCGUUUUAACAAGCCAUACCAUAACCAUCAUCAUAAUCACUCUAAGAACGAUUCAGAUAAUUGA